Molecule: messenger RNA, 623 nt
Organism: Plectropomus leopardus (leopard coralgrouper)
Lineage: Eukaryota; Metazoa; Chordata; Actinopteri; Perciformes; Serranidae
Source: RefSeq, a predicted model, not a curated record
CUGAAGCUGUCCCACUGCAGCGUCCUGCCGGGAGGAGUUACCAUCCACGAGACGCUCAACAAUGUCAUCGUCCUCAUCUGCUCCAAUCAGAGCGUCCACAGGCUGCUGCUGCCCCACCCAACACGCAUGUACCGCAGCGAGCUGGUGAUGGAGGUCCACAUGCAGUCUGUCUUCACUGAUGUGGGGAAGCUGAGUCUUGAGGACGCCUCUCACAGUGCCAUCAUCCCCAGCUCUGUGGGACAGACGGGGAGUCCCAGCAUGUCCACGUCCUGGAUCAGUCAGUCCGGACACGCUCACUUCGCUCUGUCCUCACCUGCAGGAGGCAUCACUGUGCUGUCCCUGCCGCCGCAUGACUCACCUGGCAGUGUGUCGGUGGUGGAGCUGAGGCGGAGCUCCGUGAUGCAGCGGUUGUCGGGCUGGAUGCCGUCGGCGAUCCGGGGGGACCAGAGUCCGGCAGACCUGGUCCUCAGUCUGGCUGUCCGAGAGCUGGAGGAGGACUCCUUCAUCUUUGCUCUGUGUCACGACCACAGACUGCGCAUGUGGUCCUUCAGGGUGAGAUCUGAAGAAAAAAAGGAAAAACACCCCAAAAUCAUUUAAAAAUAUGAUAAAAACCACCCCAAACA